Messenger RNA from Colletotrichum chrysophilum, 225 nucleotides. RefSeq lists its product as uncharacterized. The record is from RefSeq and is a predicted model, not a curated record. Lineage: Eukaryota; Fungi; Ascomycota; Sordariomycetes; Glomerellales; Glomerellaceae. The transcript is spliced from 2 exons. Bases 1 to 225 code for a protein of 74 amino acids.
AUGUCGUUCAGACAAAUCGGCUUACGAGCCGGAAGUAGUCUCGCGCGUCCUGCGUUGAGCGCCGCACCGCGCCUCCGUGUGAACGCCGCCUCAAGACAGCUUUCCGCAACCACCGCUGCCCGGCGUGUUGUUUACGAGAACAAGAUUGCCAAGGUCAAGACCACCAAGCCCGGCAUCGAGUUCGAAGUUGGGCGCAACAGCCGAGCACGCCGGACGACACUGUAA